CACAUGUUAAUAUCAGCCUUGGCUCUGUACUUCUGGUGAAGAACAGAAUAUUUAUUGGUGACUGUCCUAGGAAAGGAGAUGUCCCAGGAAAUGCCUCAAACCACGAGCCAAAUGAUCAAUACCACAUGUGCUUUGCAUGGAAAAAGCAACAACGCCCAGUUGGGCAGUUCCUGUGAGUGCGACUUGAAAAGGAAGGCAGGCCACUAUCAAGAAAAAAAUGUUAUUGCUCAGCCAGUAUUUGUUUUUGAAAACAGAGAUCAGACUUUUAAGAGACCAGCUGAAGACACUAUUGACAAAGUAGAACAUGGACUCCCCGGCUCUUCAAGAAAGCGUGCUCGAUCUUCAUCUUUCACUUUCCACACGGCAGAUACCAAGCAAGAGUCAGCACCCUCCCAAAAACGAAUGAGAUCAUCUUCCUUCACUAUCCUUCCUACAUUUCCCCCCUCCCAGCCAGUUAAGAAAAAUAAUGUUUUCAUGACCACAACUGCUUCACAAUGGAAUGUUGACACGGCCAGGACAGAAAAAGGCCCUUGGGAGCGUAGUCAACAAUGUCGCAUUCUAAGACCUGCCAUUUUGCAACCACCUCAAUCUCAGAGAUGUGUAGAAAGAAAUGCAUUUGAGCAUGCCAAGGCCAUGGAAUUUUACAAGACCAGUGAAAAAUCAAAAAAUGAGCUUUCUGAAGAGAAUCCUCACAUGCAGAGUGAAAAUUCAGCAAGUACUCACCCCUUAGUCAAAUGUACUAGCUCACAUCUUUUAAGUCUUACCCCAAUAAGAAGUCAACCAAAUGAAGACAGACAUUCAUUACAAAACCAUAGUUCCAAUUUCAUUUUUGGAGAAAACAUGAAUGAGAGAGUUUUGAGUCCACAAAAACCCACUGAGCUUCACCAAGAAAAGGAUCUGUACAAUAAGGAAAAGCCAUUUACUUCCUCUGUGUCUUUUCCCUUCCACUUUUCAUGGACAAGCUCUUGUAAAAACACAACUCUAAAGGAAUCAGCAGCUGCAUUCUCCUCCAAGCCAUCACCAAAAUGUAUACUGGAGAAAAUUGAAGUUAUAACAGGAGAGGAAGAAGAACGUAAUGUAUUAAAGAUCAACUGCAAACUCUUUAUAUUUAAAAAGAUGACACAAUCUUGGACUGAAAGGGGCAGAGGAACUUUGAGACUUAAUGACACAGCCAACAAUAACUCUGGAAUGCUGCAGUCAAGGCUGAUUAUGCGAAAUCAAGGCAGUCUAAGGCUGAUCCUCAACAGCAAACUCUGGGCACAAAUGGAGAUACAAAGAGCAAGUCUCAAAAAUCUACGCAUCACUGCCACAGAUUUAGAUGACUGUUCCAUCAAAAUAUUUUUAAUUCAGGCAAGUGCUAAAGAUGUUGGAUGUCUUUAUGCAGCAAUACAUCACCGUCUUGUUGCAUUAAGAACAUUUUAUAAACAGGAAAUAGAUGUAAAUGAAAUUGAAGCUGAGUCAGAAACAGUCAUCCAAUUAUUAAGCUGUGAUAGUUGUGAUGAAGAUGAUGAUAUGCUUAAAGUCACCACAGAUCGGUCAGAUCCUUCCAGAUGGAACCAUAGAUCACCAGUUGCCUGCUCAUAAUAGCCACCAUUGGGAUUACAGCUACAGAAAGACCAUUGAAAAUCCUCAACCAUUCCAACUCACCUUCUAGUGAAAGGUUUUAAAGAAAUUAGUUUUCAAGAGAAUUAGAAUCUGGUCUGCUUCAAACUUUCCCACUUAUGGAUUUUAAUAAUCAUAUUCCGACUGCUUUAUAUUUGGAUUAAUCUGAAGAAAAAUUACCAGAAUUUAUGAAGUAUCUCACAGGCUUCAAACAUAUCAUUUUCAGAGACAUUAUUUCAGAGUAUAACUAAUCAGGAUUAUUCAUCACAUUGAUGGAUAGAACAAUUAAAGCUAUGAAUUAUUAGAUUUAAUAAAUGUCUAAUUCAAAUAUUUAUUUUCUCCAUUAUGCAUUAUCUAUCCAUGAAAUACAUAUUUCAUAGACUUCAAGGAUUGUUCCUUUAAAAAUGCUAUUGUAAGUCUGAUCCAAGUCAUAAAACAAUUUUUACCCUUGGCAAAAACGCUCUUUAUUUUCCACUUAGAUAUAUGAAUUGAUAAAAUAUUAAACUUGUGUGUUCACAGUAACA
This is a messenger RNA of Vombatus ursinus (common wombat), 2126 nucleotides long. RefSeq names its product ran-binding protein 3-like. NCBI's taxonomy places the organism in Eukaryota, Metazoa, Chordata, Mammalia, Diprotodontia, Vombatidae. Bases 79 to 1584 code for a protein of 501 amino acids. Gene Ontology annotation, cellular component: nuclear pore; cytoplasm. The transcript is spliced from 15 exons. The record is from RefSeq and is a predicted model, not a curated record. Gene Ontology annotation, biological process: protein export from nucleus. Gene Ontology annotation, molecular function: GTPase activator activity.